This is a messenger RNA of Triplophysa rosa, 5661 nucleotides long. RefSeq names its product ribonucleoprotein, PTB-binding 2 (gene raver2). Lineage: Eukaryota; Metazoa; Chordata; Actinopteri; Cypriniformes; Nemacheilidae. Gene Ontology annotation, cellular component: cytosol. Gene Ontology annotation, molecular function: mRNA binding. The transcript has 15 exons. The coding region runs from base 261 to 2744 and encodes 827 amino acids. The record is from RefSeq and is a predicted model, not a curated record.
CCGAGUUGUUUUUAUUGUUGCAAUAAUCCUCCUGCUAUUGCUUUUAUCAAAUUAAACGCGUUAUAUAUAUUUUUAAAGAUGCUUUCAAGGUUGUCCUCAUGCAGAAUGAGUUUAGGUUUCUAUCGGUGGAGGUCGCCAGCUGUACUUUGGUGGGGAUGAUCCUCACUACUUUCAAGUGCGCCGUCGAUGGGUUUGACUAGAGGCACACAGACGCCCACCUAUCCGCUCUCUCCGACUCAAUUUCCACCGAGCGCUGCAAAAUGGCGGCCGCUCCAUCCAUCCAGCCGCCGUGCGUACACGCGACAAAGCGGGAAAAUUCACCUCACCCGGAGUCCGACAGCCCCGCGAGCCGACAGGAUGAGGACGCAGCAUCCGAGGGGAUCGCCAUCCUCAGAGAUCUACCGGAACUGGAUCCGGAGGAGAUCGAAAGACGACUGCAGAAAACUCGCAGAGAGCUGAGCAACAGGAGGAAGAUCCUUAUUAAGAACCUGCCACAGGACACCACUAACCAGGAGGUCCAUGACAUUCUACGCGAGUACGAGCUCAAAUACUGUUUCGUGGACCGGAACAAAGGAACAGCCUUCGUAACCCUUCUAAAUGGUGACCAGGCACAGGAUGCCAUCCGAAAUCUGCACCAGACAUCAGUCCGCGGCCGUGACAUCACCGUCCAGCUACAGCCCACGGAUUCUCUCCUGUGUGUCACCAACCUACCCUACACACUCACCGCCGCCCAGUUUCAGGAGCUGGUGCGUACCUAUGGCAACAUCGAGCGCUGUUUCCUGGUUUACAGUGACCUUACGGGACACUCUAAAGGCUACGGCUUCGUGGAGUACAUGAAGAAGGAUUCGGCCUCCAGGGCACGGUCAGAACUCCUGGGGAAGCCGUUGGGUGACCGGGCGCUUAUGGUGCAAUGGGCUGAUGUCAACCAGCUGACCUCUACUGACCACCUCCAUUCCAAGUGCCUGUGCGUUGAUCGCCUGCCUAUAGACUUCGAAGACUCAGAGGAGCUGGCUCACAUUUUUUCAGAACACUACAAACCUGUCUUCUGCCAGCUGGCUCAAGAUGAGGGGAGUCCAGUACGGGGUUUCGGUGUCGUUGAGUAUGAGAGGGCGGAGCAGGCCGAAGCCGUUCUGCUGGAGAUGGACAGGCAGCUGAUCCAGGGUCAGGAGAUACGGCUGUGUCUCUGUCCUCCAGGGACCUCUGGGCGCAGUACGCUUGCUGCUCUCAUCGCUGCUCAGGGCGUGAUGUUGAGCAAUAAGAAAGGUUUGCUGCCUGAACCCAAUCUGGCCCAGUUCCUUAAUAGUAUGACCAAUCCUGCUGCUCUCCAAGUCCUUAUGAGACCCUACCCUACCGGCAAACGUGGAGGAAAGUUUGGCCGACCUCACAAUCUCCCGUUCCUGCGUCCACCGCUCACUGCAGCUCUGCUUCAAUUAGGAAAAGCACAGCAGAGUGCCAUUCUAGGUAAUGGUCUUGUUCUCCAGAAUCUUCUCCACAUGCAGAUGGCCCAACAGCAGCUCUUACAGAUCAAAGACAAGCACGUUUCUAAUGUCCCUGGUCUGUUGGGCGAUCCCUCCCGGCUGCUCCUGCAGAAAGUUCUGGGUCUUCGAGCUCCUGCACAGGUUCCUCUGGGGAAGGGGUUGCUGGGAGAUUCCCCCACAGAGUUGGGUCAGGACUCUUCUCCAGUCACAUCCCAGGGGGGGAGCCUAGGGGCUGGAAUAUCUGGUCGCUCGCAUGGAAAUUCCACUGCUGAGCAGAACGGAGUCACGACAGCACCCAUUGCACUGGAAAAACAGCCCACACCUCCAGGAACAACAGGGGGAUCUGUAAGCGCCCAAAGCCAGAUGCAAAACUUCCUCCCUGGAAUGAACACAGCGAGUCUGGGUCCAUUGCUGGGAAACACGACGCACAAACCUCUAGCCAACCAUCACAGCACCGGUUUACAGACUAGCUCUUGUGUUACAACUCAAUCGAAUUGUCAGACAUCUCUAUUAGGAGACCCUCCUAAAGAAGUCAAGUUGCCUUCCAACCCCUAUCUAAACCUGGCUAGUGUGUUUCCCGGAGUGGUAUUACAAGCACCCUGCAACAGUAAACCUCAGACCGUUCAGACUCACAGUGGCACGUACAGCUCGGUCCUGCCCCCUGCCACUCAAUAUAGUGCAGAGACCACACCUGCUGAAUACACUCAACAAUACGCUCAGCAAUAUACACAGGAAGCAAUGCAGCAGUGGUACCAACACUACCAAGCACAGAGCUAUGGCAACACAAGCCAAGAGACCACUGCAGUUCCAGAAUGCCCAAAAGAGCAACCUCAGGUGGUGGUCUCCUCCUCAUACGGAGACUACAGUUCCUACAUGCAUGCUGUCAGUCAGUACUAUUCUCAGACACAGAUGAGCCAGACAGCUGCUCAAGUCUACCAACCCCGAGAUGUCAGCAAGGAGGUGGAGGUGAAGACGCCCCUCAGUGCUCCUCUGAAUGGCAGUGCCCAGCCUCUUCUGCCUGCUUACAGCGCUCUUCCCAUCAUGCCAGGCUUCAUCACAACCACACACACGCCCAGUCCUGCUACACACGCUACGCCCGCAGCUACAGACUGGAAUCAGUAUUACUAUAAUCAAGCUCGAGGACAAAAGCGAGAAUACCCCACACUGCCAACACAGGAAGUGACAUCAGAGGGGCCGUAUGUAGGCCAACACUCACAGGGUCUUGGGGGCCAGUAUGCCGAUUUCUUCAAAAAGAAGAGGAUCUAACCCACACACACGCACACACACACACACGCACACAUGUCUAUGUGCUGUUGCUGUUGUCAUGUCCAAGCCUUAACUCUUAGUCACCUAUAGCUGAUAUUUAUGAUGAGGUUGUACAUUUUGUGUGUUAGGAGGUCUCCUCUUCUUUAACAUUUCUGUGGUACUGUUUUGAUCUCUGUAUAAACCAGGCAGAACGGUAUGACGCUUUACAGUUACUGAUAUUUCUCUUUCUCUGUUCUACAUUUCCACCUCUCUCCCAGGCGAUAGGGUACCAUUCCACUCCAGCGAGAGAGAGAGGCGGCCGUUCAGUGUCCGAGUUUUACUGUAAAUGGUUAAGGGCUGAUAAAAGAUAGAGCUACACUCAGAGGAAUAACAUUAUCUUUUCUUUUUUCUCGAACAGGGUAGGGCAUAGCUGAUGUAUAUUCUAUAUUCUGCGAAACGAGUGUAUUUUUUACAGUGUACAGAUAUUACGAAUAUAUUAUUAUUAUUAUUAAUAUUACGUCUCGCUUUACGUGUCAUACAUGUGUACUUGUUUAUUGAUGCCCAGAUCAGCUUUCCUGAAGUGAAUACGUCAGGCGCUGUUCGUAUCUCGUUUCUGUACACACUGCUGUAUCUGUUGGAAAGAUCAGCCAUUCUGAAUACUGCAGUAGCCUUAAAACAACAGACAUGGCUAGGGCAAUAAUCGCUUAUCUUCUCUGGAGAAACUACAAUGUACUUACAAACAAUACAAGGUCGCUUCCUUCCAGUAAGGGUGGAUUGACCUCCCUAUAACUUGUAACGCUACAAUGCUGCCCGAUUUCUGUCUAAUAACUGUAAGAGUAAUAAUACAUAGUUACAGUAGUAGUAAUGAAGUGUUGGAAGGAUAUGUGUGAUGUGACGGAGGUUAGGUUAUGUAUGGGUGCCAGCGCUCUGUGGUUUUACCUCUUGGUAAAUCUGUAAAUCUGUUUUUGGUGCCAUUAGCUUUAAUGAGUAUCUUUGUUUUUCAAAUAAUGAUAUUAUCAAACAAAUCUUUUAAAUAAGCUAAACAUAAAUAAUACAGUUGCUCAAGGCCUGCGAGUUUAAUCUUGUCCUGUUGGCUAAUUUUUUGCAUUUUUUUUUUCUCUUUUAAUAGAGGUAUUUGCUUUAAAGAAGUGACACGAAUCUGCCGAUAAAACACAUUCAAACUUUUUUUAUUGUUUUUACUGGAAAACAAGACUCUUAUUAAGCAUUGGAUAUUUUGCAGUGUGCUUUAUUGGUUACCGGUUAGAUGUGGUCUUGAAUUGUCUUAAAAGGAGAUGUUUGGUUUGUCACCACACGGCACACACACAGGCCUGGCACAUUCAUGUUUGAUUGAGGCUACGUGCCUUGUUUUUCUACUCUUUUGAAGCGAUCGUCUUUAGUUCUGCUUUCUCUGAAAGCCAUUCUCUCACCUAGACAAUAGAUUUGAGGAGCCUGUUAUUGUGUCCUAGUUAUUUUGCUUUAUUGCGUUAUCGACUACUAUAAAGACAAUCCCAAAAUCAUAGCCGUACCCGAGGCUCCGAGACCCACUUUGUGCACCUAAACACCUAAAGGCCUUUUUUGAGGGAACGCUACAAACGACAAGAAUAGACAUACUUAAAGGAAUCGUUUACCUUCAAAAUGAAAAUUCUGUCUUCAUUUACUUGCCCUGUUGUCAUUUUAAACCUCUUUGAUUUUCUUUCUUCUGCAAAACACAAAAGAUGAUCUUUUUUUAAAUGUUGGUCUAUUGUGGUCAAUGGGGACCAAUGGUUUUCUGGUUCCAACGUUUUUCAAAAUAUCUUAUCUUUUCUGCAGAAGAUGGAAAUUCCUACAGGUUUGAAAUGACACGAGGGCGUGUAAAUAAUCACAGAAUUUUCACUUUAAAGGUGAACUAUUCCUUUAAAUCAGCUUUUGGUUAAUGUACCUUUUGCAUUUAAGCUGUGUUAGUUUUUAGAACCUCAGAAAUAUUAUUUUUGUUUCAGAACUACAGGGAUUAUUUAAGCACAUAGUUACGGUCAUCUUCCUACAAGACCUUUCCUUCCAUCUUCCCUCUCCUGUAAUAAUCUCAAAUGUUCUUCAAAUGAAGGCAAGUUUUUCCUAAAUGAAGGCAAAUCUCUGGAAAGAUGGAGGAUGGGAAUUUGUGCAUACUCUUAUGACCGCUAGUAUUCCUCCCAUGUAUUUUAAAUCGAGACUGUGCAUCGUUCCCAUUUCGCACAGCCAGGUCAGCGGACCUCAGUAUCAGAACGUUCCAUCUCUGAAUGUUAUGAACGCGUAUGUGUGCUUGUAUCUCAAUCUUUGCAAUACUGAAGUGUGUCUUGAUGUAGAUGGUACAGGCACCUGUUCAAACAUGCAGUGGGAUUAACACUUGUGCUUUGUACACAUAUCGCAGCCUGAUUUUAGUUUACAAGGUUGUAGUUUUUUCACCUUGAAUUAACAUUUUGCAAUAUUUUAUAUCCAGACUCUGUUGAUAUCGCUUUACUGUGAAUAAGCUAUUUUUAGGAAGUGGAAUUUAAGCAUGCAAAUAGUUCUGCAAUACAACGAAAAAAUCAGUUUUUUUCAGUAGAUGUGUCAGCACUUGCUGCUUUUGAGUAUUUAUUCAACAACAACAAAAAAAGAUUGUAAUUGUAUUUAUUUUGUGUAUUUAUGUACAUUUUUCCUGUUCGAUGCUAUUUUGUUGUUAUUCUUUUUUGAGGAAAUGGUGUGGGGGUUUAAUUUUGAGCAGAUGGAUUUGUUUUGCAUUCCACAUUAAAGGACAGAAGAAUUACACCUGUUAAAUUUCAUUGUUUGUUUCUCCAUUUUUAUUUUUAAAUCCAUCAAGACACAUGUAGAAGUGGAUUCGAAAACAGCACGUUUCUAGUGAUAAACCUUAAUCUAGAAGACGAAUUGUGUUCUGUUCAUAAACCGUGUAUGAGGAUUUACUAUAAUCAGAUGGGAAUUAGCACGU